Molecule: messenger RNA, 4545 nt
Organism: Colletotrichum karsti
Lineage: Eukaryota; Fungi; Ascomycota; Sordariomycetes; Glomerellales; Glomerellaceae
Product: microtubule associated protein
Exons: 2
Coding region: 1-4545 (1514 amino acids)
Cellular component (GO): microtubule organizing center
Source: RefSeq, a predicted model, not a curated record
AUGGACCAUGAGGCGAGCCGGUCCAGGAGCCGCCUUGACGAAGACUCCCGCCCAACCACAGCCCGCCGUAUCGACCACGACGACGACGACAGCUUGACCGUCGACGACUUCACACCAAGCCAAGGGCAAGGGUCAGAACAUUCAGAUCAACGACAGAAUAACAGUACCACACCCACGCCGGACGAAUCGCAACUCACGCCCACCAAGACUCGUUUCGACAACUAUGAGACCCUUCCCGACCGCAGAUCCUCGCCCAACCCCAUAAUCGAAACGAACUCGCGACCUCAACACGACUCCAUGCUUCCUCCCCCGCGUCCCCAAACCAACGCCGCCCUCGACAGUAGCUUCGUCCAAGGCCCUUCCUACGACGACUCGCGCCAUGGCGACUCCAUUGCCGAAUCCGCUGUUCGAGCUCACCUGCAGGAUGUCGAGUCGAGCUUCGUCUCCCGCCUUUCUCCCAUACCAACCAUAACUCACGAAGGCGCCGACGAUACCUACCUGUUCGACGGUGCGGCCUCUGCGAAGUCUACCACUCGGACGCAGCCCCCCGCGAGUCCCAGUCCCGGCCCCCCUGGCGAUAACUCAACAGUCGAUGGAUUCUCCGAGCUGAAGCCGCAAGACUCCGCGUCUGUGAAUCUCUCCAAUACCACAUCAUCUCUCGAGCAAAUGUCCUCUUCCCCCGCCGCCGCCGCCGCCGCAAGAACUAUUUCUCGGACUCUCUCCAGCGCGAGCAACCGCACAGACAAGCACUCGCAAGAGCCGCUCGCCGACGAGACGGACGAGGAACCGACACACUCCCGCGCAGAGUCUGCCGCUGAGUCAGUUUCCACAACCCUCCGCAGCAAGAGGUCCGAUGGGAGCCUACACGGCGGUCCGGUGGACGCAGGCAACACUCCAGGACUCGCCUUGCGCUACGGCAGCCGGCCUAAGUAUCUGCGCAGCCGUGCCACGAGCCAGAGGUCUUCUGUGUCCUCCUUCGUCACGAACCCCGACUCCCACGACGAUCUCGAAAGUGACGGCACCGCCAAUCUUGGCGCCGACUUCGCCCUUCAGUCUGGCGGUGCUGCCACGACCACGAGCUUGCCCCGCAGCCUCAGCAGCAUCUUGUCGCGGUCGGUGAGCAUCGGCAGCAUGGCUUCAGGCCUGGACGAUCCCGAGUCGCUGCCAAGCCAGCUGGAGACGCUUGAAGAGGUCGAGACCGGCUUCACCCCACGCCGCACCAACAGAAACGAAGACCUCCUGGCGACCCCGAAGCCGUCCAAGGAAAACCUCACCGCCCCCACCGAUACCGUCAUCGCCCGCCAUGUCAGGAACGUGCAGGUACCCGAGUCGCUGGCCAAGGAAUACAGGUCUAAGAGCGGCUUUGUCACGCCUCGGAAACCCUCAGAAGCACCGCUUGGCGCAUCUACACGGUCUGGUAAGAACUUGACCCUGAAGGAGCAAAGCAGCACAAUCGAGCGUCUCUCCAAAGAAAAUUUUGAUUUGAAGCUCAAGGUCAUGUUUCUGAGCGAUCGCCUUGACAAGCUGUCUGAAGAGGGUGUCAAGGAGAUGAUCUCGGAGAACGUGGAGCUCAAGACAAGCUUGGCCGUCAUCCAGCGCGACAACAAGGCCCUGCGGAAGAGGGUCAAGGAGUUGGAAAAGCAACUGAAGGACGACCAAGAACGACCCGGAACUGCGAAAAGUGGAACCUCUUCCAACGAUUCCUUCGAUCAGGACGCCCAGGACCGCGAGGAGGAGAUCAUUUACCUUAGAGAGCGCAUGGAGGCGUACGAGAACGAGUUCGAGAGGCUGCGCAAUGACAGCAUGUCUAAGGAGGCUGAGAAGCGCAAGCUGGCCGAGGUCGUCAAAUCACUCGGCGAGAGGACGGGCGGAAACCUCGGUAGCCAGGAGGAGGCCGACGUCUGGAAGGAUCUCCUCGAACAGGAGACGGCCCGUCGAGAGCAGUCCGACGAGGACAACCGCAAGCUCCGCGAUGAGAUUUUUCGCAUGAAGCAAGAGAUGAGCAGUGGUCACGGCGGAAUGCAUCACACAACCAACAUUUACAACAUUACGAAGAAGCAGCGCCAGACCUCGCCCAGUCGCCCGGUUUCGGGGCUUUCCGGUGAUAUCGAAACAAACGGUGGAUUCAGUGCCGCAAGCACCCUUGUUGAGGAGCUGCGAAGAGAAAGUGAGCAGCUACGACACGAGAACGCCGAGUUACGACGCGAAGUCGGAGCGCAAACGUCGAUGCUCACGUCGAGGAACCGAGAAAAGGAGCGUCUGUACCAGGAGAUCGAGGAUCUCAAGAUGGCGCAGCGACGUGGAGGACCGGCGCCGUCGACUGUCGACUCUCUCUUGGAGCGGUCGGCAUCCCGAGCCGGAGCUCACCGUCGGUCCAUGUCCCGCGUGAGCGCCAGCAGGACCCAGAUGACUGAGAUCGACGAGCUGGAACGCGAGGAGCUCGAGACAAAGCUUGCCGAGACGCGAGACAGGAUCAACGAAGUCAAACUGCAAAACCAGGAACUGCAGCGCGAACUCGAGGGGUGCAUGGCCGACUUUGAGACUGCGAUCGACGGGAAGCGAGAAGCCGAAGAGCUUGCUGGUGCCCUCCAAGAAGACCUCGACAAUGCUAUGAAUGAUCUUGUAGCGCUACAGGCCGAGCGGGACGAGGCACUCAGGGAGCAGGCCGACAUGGAAACCGAGUUCGACUCACUGCGGAAAGAGGCCCAGGAGGAGAUUGACGCGCUCGAGGGCGAGGCCGAUCAACACGCGGCCGAAAUAGACAGGCUCAAGCUUGAGCUGAACGACAGGACCGAGAAUUUCGAUGCGUUGCAGGAGGAGAUGCGAAAGAUGAGCGAAGCACUGGUGCGACUGGAGGACGACCAAGCGGCCAAGAUUCGCAGAAUACAGCAGCUGGAGCAAGAACUCUCGGACGCUAACAAGGAAUCGGAGGAACUUGAGGCCAAGCUGCUUGAGUCGAACGAUAAAGCGCAGCGGCUCAGCGUGCAGCAAGAAUCCAGUCAAGGCGAGAUCGCGUUCCUCCGUGAAGAGCAGGAGGGCGACAAGAUCCGCAUCGGAGAUCUUGAGGCGGCGAUCGCCAACACCGAGCAGAGCCUUCGUGAUGAGCGCGAACGUAUCAAAGAACUCGAGCAGCGACUUGCAACGGAGCGUCGCCAGCGCGAGAUCGUGGCCAACAAAGAGAAGGAGGAGGUGCAACAGUUCGUCAACGACCUUAACCGGGAGAUGUCGGCCGCCAAAGACGAGGCACGGAGGCUGCGUAAGAGUCUUACCUCCCGCGAAGUCGAGGCCACUGAGUGGAAGGAACGGCUCAUGGAGCUCGAGAACAAUCUCAGGGAGGCGCUGGGCGAUCUUAAUGGGACACGCUCCAGUCUCCUCAAGUCGAUUGCCAAGCUUCAACGAGAGCUCGAGAACACCGUCCGCGAACUGGACACGACAAAAGCCUCCUUGGUCGAGAAGGACCGCAUUAUCAAGCAACGAGACGCCCUGCUCGAGUCACAUGGCUUGGAGUCGCGCAAGCUCGCAGUUGAGCUUGAGAAGGAGAUCCAGGCACACCGCACCACGAAGAACUCGUUUGAGACAUUCCAAAAGACGCAUCAGCACGUUACAAGGACCGUCAGCACGCAGGACCUGCGUAUUUCCGAGCUCGAGUCUUCGCGCACUCAAGACAAGAAGAAGAUUGCACACCUUGAGGCGCACUUCAAGGACCAGUUGACGGAGCGCAACAACCUGCUGCUUGUGCUUUGGACAAGACUCUCGGCUCUCUGUGGAACCGAUUGGGCUCACGACAACAGUCUGAUCAAUGGUCGUGCCUUGCCUUCGCUCGAGGCGGUCGCCACCAUGCUUCCAGGGUUCAGCAAAAACCUGCUAGCGGCAGUGAAGACUAUCGAGACCAUGAUCGGCGGGUUCUCCUCUCGCAUCAAGGGUGUAGAGAGAGACCUGUGGCGCGAAUACCAAAGCCUCGAGACGAACCUGGAAACUCGGACGAAGAAGCUGGAGCGGCUCGAGACGAUUGUCCGCAACAGCAUGGCUUCUGGCACUCUUGGGGCUUAUGAUCAGGCUCGAAUGUCACGUCUGGAGGAUGCGUACCGUCAACUCAAGGUGGAGAACGCGACACUCCGGACCGCACAAGACGUUAGAAGCAGGGCCGCUUACUCGGCCUCCAACGACCCCAACGCUGUCGCCCCGGAGCCAAUCAGCGGCAGUCCGUCUCCGUCUAUUCCGACCGGUCCUCGCGACCGUGAGAGGAAGCCACGUAAGGGCGAGCGAACAUCAACGAUGACGCGCAGUGUUUCGAGCCAUACCAUGACGACGCCGGGGUCUGCUAAUCACAACCCGUUCGAAGCAGCUUUGGCGGAGCGAGAUCCGACCGACAACCGAUGGAUUUUCAAGCUGCGUGAUCUUGAAAACAAGCUCAAGGCGGAACGUGAAGGGCGGUCUCAAGACCGCUCCGCCGCCAGGCAGAGACUGGGUGGGUUAGAGACGGAGAACCGCGCACUGCAGAGCGAAGUGGCGCGCAUACGCAGGGCCAACGGGGCCAUGGAGUGA